Messenger RNA from Oryza sativa Japonica Group (Japanese rice), 1350 nucleotides. RefSeq lists its product as uncharacterized. The record is from RefSeq and is a predicted model, not a curated record. NCBI's taxonomy places the organism in Eukaryota, Viridiplantae, Streptophyta, Magnoliopsida, Poales, Poaceae.
GAAUUGUAUUCAUUCGUUGAAAAUUCUACAAGAUUUGAAGCUCCAAACCUAUUGAAAAAUCAAUAGGUAGUCCCCAUUUAAAAACGUGAGCUUAACUGUCCUAUUAUAUAAGCGAUCGAUCACAUUUUGACGUGCAAAGCGACGCGAAAUUCUAGCUCCGGCCUUCCACCAGGCUUCGAUCGGCGACGGCGACAUGGCAGGCGGCACGGGCAUCGGCGCGGACGAGCAAGAGCUUCCUCUGUUCCACCCUUCCCCGUGCGCCUACUACGUGCAGAGCCCCUCCGCCGCGUCGCACACGCUCAGCCACCCGGCGUCGGAGUCCACGGCGAUCAUCCUCUCCCCGUUCCCCGACGCCGCGUUCGCCGCCCCGCGCCACUCCCGCGUAGUCGACGACGCCACCGCGCACGACAACGACGUCGACCAGGAGGCGUCCCGCCUCACCCUGUCCCGCUACUCCUCCUCCCGCGGCUCCAACAACUCCUUCCUCGCCGCCGACAAGAAGCUGCCUGCCGGCGGCGGCCACCGGGGCCGGCAGGUGCUGUCGGGGCGGUCAGGCGGCGGCGUCGACGAGGAGGAGGAGGACGACAGCGAGGGUGCGAGGAGCGGGGCGUGGAGGUACGUGAAGCUGGACCCGGACGCCCCCUGCUGCUGCAUCGUGUUCCAGGUGGCGUGGAGGGUGGCCGUCAGCGUGGCGUUCGCGCUGCUCGUCUUCUUCGUCGCCACCAAGCCCCGCGACCCCGGCGUCACCUUCAAGGUCGGCAAGAUCCAGCAGUUCAGCCUCGGCGAAGGCCUGGACGGCUCGGGCGUGAUCACCAGCUUCCUCAGCUGCAACCUCACCGUCGCCAUGGCCGUCGACAACCACUCCAGGGUGUUCACCCUGCACGUCCGCCCGCCGCGCCUCGACAUGUCGUUCGGCCGCUUCACCUUCGCCACCUCGCAGGGGGUGGAGGAGGAGGGGUCCUCCUACGACGUCGGGGCGCGGGGCAAGAGGACGGUGAGGCUGUUCGUGGCGGCGGAGGGGAAGCCGAUGUACGCGGCGGGGCGCGGCAUGCAGGACCUGCUCGAGUCCGGCGGCGGGCUGCCGCUCGCCGUCACGGUGAGGGCGCGGUCUCGGUACAGGAUGGUGGGGAGCCUGGUGAGGCUGAGCUACCGCCACGACGCCCAGUGCGUCGUGCGCCUCAGGAGGACGCCGCGGCGGAACAACGCCAUCGACGCCAGCGGCUACACCUGCUCCGCCAUAAGAUAGAUAGAUAUAUAUGCCCUCCUCUAUGUGUUUAUGCAGAACGUACACGGUUAAUUAUGGCUGGUGCAAUUUUUCCCUAUAAUCUGAUUGCAUAAAUUACAAGUGAA